Meloidogyne enterolobii is the source of this 525-nucleotide messenger RNA. Lineage: Eukaryota; Metazoa; Nematoda; Chromadorea; Rhabditida; Meloidogynidae. The record is from the annotation of a GenBank genome assembly.
AUGGUAUAUAAUUUGACCCGUUUCUUAAUUAGCGGAUUAACAGACGAGGAAUUACUUUCAAUUGCUAGUUGGAUUGAAUUUUAUGAAAAAGAUUAUAAAUUUGUUGGUGUUCUUUUUGGAAUUUAUUAUGACCGAGAUGGAAAUCCAACACCUUUACUUGAUAAUAUAAAUUCCAAAAUUUCUCAACUAAAAAUACAAAAACAACAAAAAUCAAUCGAUAUGGAGGCAUUUCCACCUUGUAAUUCUGAAUGGCGCAAAGAGACGGGAGGUCGAGUUUGGUGCACUACAAGAAGUGGAGGGGUGGCUCGUGAAUGGGUUGGAGUGCCUCGUCUUUUAUUUGAACCUACAACUCAAAAUCAACGUUGUGUUUGUGUCAAAAAUUUUGGUGCUCCCUUAUCAAAUUUGGGCGUAGAUAAAAAACAAAUAAAAGGAGGAGAAAGUCGUGGGGAUUUGGACAAUCCUAAUUUAAGAGAAUAUAAAGAUUGUGUGCCAACUGCUAAUUCUUGUAAAUUAUCCAUUGAUUGA